AUGUUAGCGGAGCGUUUGUACAGGGAUAUAGAAAAUAUGGAGCUGUAUGAUGUUUUUAUGAAUGAUAUUUUAAAACAACCUAAAGUAUGUGAGGCUUUUAUUGCGAUGUUAAAGUCAAAAUCUUACACAGAGUUGAAGUCUUUAUUUCUGACAGAACAGAAAGAUGUGUCUAAGGUAGUGAGUAAAGGACAGCGUGUGGCAAAAGGGAGUGAGAAGAGGGAGGAGUGGAGCAAAGACUGGAACAGACAAAGAGUUUUGGUGAAUGAGAGAGGUAUAAUGGGAAAAAAGUACGGUGUCAGGGUUAUCAGUUGGGUAGUGUAUUACGGACACAAUCAGAUCUUAAAAUAUAUUUUAAAGCAAACUGAUUUACACAACGAAACAGAUAUUGAACUUUUUUCGACGUCCUUUAACCCCACACUAAGCUAUAAAACAAACGAGCGAGAAAAUAACAUUGAAACAAUUAAUGCAACAGACGAAUUAUGUUUAUCGAACUCAGUUAUAAAAAAAAGGAAUCAAGAACAGUACAAUAGUAUGUGUGUUUCCGAGAGCAACCGCUUAUUUUUAUUGAGUUGUUAUGGUGGAGAUUUAGAGACUGUAAGAAUACUUAUCAAGUAUGUUGACAUAAAUGCAAUAAACAGGAAACAGCAAUAUGAUGAAACACCACUGACUGCAGCAUGUGAAUGUGGACAUUUAAAUGUAGUGAAGGAGCUACUAGAAGCCGGUGCUGAUACCAAUCCAGAAUGCCGGAAUAAUACACCACUGACAGCAGCAUGUGAGGGUGGACAAAUGAGUGUAGUAAAGAAGCUAAUAGAAGCUGGAGCUGAUAUCAAUCCAGAAGAUAAGGAUACUACACCACUGAUAGCAGCAACUAGGAGUGGAAAUAUAGAUGUAGUGAAGGAAUUACUAAAAGCUGGAGCUGAUAUCAAUCCAGGAGAUCGGGAUACUACACCACUGAUAGCAGCAAGUAGGAGUGGACAUAUAGAUGUAGUGAAGGAAUUACUAAAAGCUGGAGCUGAUAUCAAUUCAGAAGAUCAGGAUACUACACCACUGAUAGCAGCAAGUAGGAGUGGACAUAUAGAUGUAGUGAGGGAAUUACUAAAAGCUGGAGCUGAUAUCAAUUCAGAAGAUCAGGAUACUUCACCACUGAUAGCAGCAAGUAGGAGUGGACAUAUAGAUGUAGUGAAGGAAUUACUAAAAGCUGGAGCUGAUAUCAAUUCAGAAGAUCAGGAUACUACACCACUGAUAGCAGCAAGUAGGAGUGGAUAUAUAGAUGUAGUGAGGGAAUUACUAAAAGCUGGAGCUGAUAUCAAUCCAGGAGAUCAGGAUACUUCACCACUGAUAGCAGCAAGUAGGAGUGGACAUAUAGAUGUAGUGAAGGAAUUACUAAAAGCUGGAGCUGAUAUCAAUCCAGAAGAUCAGGAUACUACACCUCUGACAGCAGCAUGUGAGGGUGGAAAUAUGAGUGUAGUUAAGAAACUACUAGAAGCGGGAGCUGAUAUCAAUCCACAAGGUUGGUAUAAUACACCACUGACAGCAGCAUGUGAGGGUGGACAUAUAAGUUUAGUGAGGGAGCUACUUGAAGCUGGAGCUGAUAUCAAUCCACAAGGUCGGAAUUAUACUCCACUAAGAGCAGCAGUGAGUGGUGGAUAUAUGAAUCUCGCGAAGUGGCUACUGGAAGCGGGAGCUGAUAUCAAUCUACAAGGUCGGGAUUAUACUCCACUAAGAGCAGCAGUGAGUGGUGGAUAUAUGAAUCUCGCGAAGGAGCUACUGGAAGCGGGAGCUGAUAUCAAUCAACAAGGUCGAAAUUAUACUCUACUAAGAGCAGCAGCGAGUGGUGGAUAUAUGAAUCUCGUGAAGGGGCAACUGGAAGCGGGAGCUGAUAUCAAUCAACAAGGUCUUGAUAAUACACCUCUUAGUGAGGGUGAACAUAUGAGUGUAGUGAAGGAACUACAGUAG
Molecule: messenger RNA, 1956 nt
Organism: Saccostrea cuccullata (small rock oyster)
Lineage: Eukaryota; Metazoa; Mollusca; Bivalvia; Ostreida; Ostreidae
Product: ankyrin repeat domain-containing protein 17-like
Exons: 1
Coding region: 1-1956 (651 amino acids)
Molecular function (GO): protein binding
Source: RefSeq, a predicted model, not a curated record